AUGUACAACAUGAUGCCUUCUAGCUUCCCGCAGUACGUGACGGAGGUGAUAACCGGGCCGAUGCCGGACCCGCCGGGGGUGAAGCUGAAGAAAGAGGGCUUAGAGGCUAAGCAUCCAGUGGUUUUCGUGCCCGGGAUUGUGACCGGAGGGCUCGAGCUGUGGGAGGGGCAUCAGUGUGCCGAGGGCCUUUUCAGAAAGAGGCUUUGGGGAGGCACGUUUGGCGAAGUUUACAAGAGACCUCUAUGUUGGGUAGAUCAUAUGUCACUGGAUAACGAAACCGGCUUGGAUCCUGCUGGUGUAAGAGUCAGGCCAGUCACUGGUCUUGUCGCUGCAGAUUACUUUGCUCCAGGAUAUUUUGUCUGGGCUGUUCUAAUUGCUAAUCUCGCAAGGAUUGGAUAUGAAGAGAAAAACAUGUACAUGGCUGCAUAUGAUUGGAGGCUUUCAUUCCAGAACACCGAGGUGCGUGACCAGACACUGAGCAGAAUAAAAAGUAAUAUUGAACUUCUGGUUGCUACCAAUGGCGGGAACAAGGCAGUAAUUAUUCCCCAUUCCAUGGGUGUUCUGUACUUUUUGCAUUUCAUGAAGUGGGUCGAGGCACCUGCUCCAAUGGGUGGAGGGGGUGGACCAGAUUGGUGUGCCAAACAUAUUAAGGCUGUAAUGAACAUUGGCGGGCCCUUUCUAGGUGUUCCGAAAGCUAUUUCUGGGCUUUUCUCUGCAGAAGCUAGAGAUAUUGCUGUUGCCAGGGCCAUGGCUCCGGGUGUUCUGGAUAAGGAUUUGUUUAGAAUCCAAACACUACAGCACAUAAUGAAAAUGACCAGAACAUGGGAUUCAACAAUGUCAAUGAUACCUAAAGGCGGAGAUACCAUUUGGGGUGAUCUUGACUGGGCACCCGAAGAAGGCUAUGUUCCAAGUAAAAGAAAGCAAAGUACCAACAAGACUGAGAACUCAGUACAUACUGAAGAUGGGAAUAUUGAAUCCGAAGCAAAACUUGUUCAUUAUGGAAGAAUUAUAUCAUUUGGAAAAGACACAGCGGAGGCAGAUUCUUCUAAGAUCCAGCGGAUUGAUUUUAGGGAUGCUGUGAAAGGUAACAAUGUUGCAAAUAACACCUGUCGUGAUGUGUGGACAGAAUACCAUGACAUGGGUAUCAGUGGCAUAACAGCAGUAGCUGAGUACAAAGUUUAUACUGCUGGAGAUCUUUUGGAUCUGCUUAAUUACGUUGCCCCUAAACUGAUGCAACGCGGUAGUGCUCACUUUUCGUAUGGGAUAGCUGAUGAUUUGGACGACCCCAAGUAUGAACAUUAUAAAUAUUGGUCAAAUCCAUUGGAAACGAGGCUACCUAAUGCUCCCGGCAUGGAAAUUUUCUCCAUGUAUGGAGUCGGGAUCCCAACCGAGAGAGCUUAUGUUUACAAACAGAUCCCGGCCGCCGAUUGCUACAUCCCGUUUCAGAUAGAUACGUCUGCCGAAGGAGAAGGCGAGGACGGGUGUCUAAAUGAUGGUGUUUUCACUGUCGACGGGGAUGAGACCGUGCCCGUUUUGAGCGCCGGAUUCAUGUGCGCGAAAGGGUGGCGCGGGAAAACCCGUUUCAACCCCUCGGGGAUUAAGACCCAUGUGAGGGAGUACGACCACGCCCCACCAGCAACAUUGCUCGAGGGGCGCGGGACACAGAGUGGGGCCCACGUGGAUAUAAUGGGGAAUUUUGCGUUGAUCGAGGAUAUCAUGAGGGUCGCUGCAGGUGCCACGGGGGAGGAUUUGGGAGGCGACCGUGUUUAUUCGGACAUCUUCAAGUGGUCGGAGAAUAUCGAUUUGCCUCUGUAA
Molecule: messenger RNA, 1815 nt
Organism: Striga hermonthica
Lineage: Eukaryota; Viridiplantae; Streptophyta; Magnoliopsida; Lamiales; Orobanchaceae
Source: the annotation of a GenBank genome assembly